AUGCUCGACACCAAGGAGGCUGCGGAAGACCUCAAGACCUUCUACCUCGUAGGCGCGGCGAACUCGGGGAAGUCGUCGCUGCUGAACCGCAUCUCGAUGCGCAAGCGCAGGGGCCUCGGCAAGACGCCCGUUCACGAGGCGACCGGCUCGACCGUGAGCGCGCUGCCCGGCACCACGCUGUCCAACAUGGCCGUGAGGUACGAGCGCAACAGGGUCGGCAUCGUCGACACCCCUGGGCUGCUCAUGCCGGGCGGCCUGGCCUCCAAGCUGCCGUACGGGGACCUGCUGCAGACCGUGCCGCAGAAAGGGGAGAGCAUCCGGCUGUCCAUCGGCAUUGAGGAGAAGCAGACCAUCAUGAUCGGUGGGCUCGGGCGCAUCGACCUGGUGGAGGGCGAGCGCAAGCAGUUCCCAAACCGCCGCCGUGCGGCGGGGGUGGGCCCUCGGAUCCAGGUGAGGUCGUCAAGGGAGGGCGCCUGGCGUGUCAGCCCAGGCCACGCAGGCAGGCGAGGGCUGCCGCAGGCUAGCGCUGGUGCGAUCGGCCGCAUGGCGAAGGCGCACGUGGACAGCGCGAGGUGCAGGUUUUUUCUGCAGCAUCAGUUUGCCCGAGUGCCCUCGUUGCUGCUGGGGCUCUGA
Messenger RNA from Prorocentrum cordatum, 633 nucleotides. The record is from the annotation of a GenBank genome assembly. Lineage: Eukaryota; Dinophyceae; Prorocentrales; Prorocentraceae.